This is a messenger RNA of [Torrubiella] hemipterigena, 1247 nucleotides long. NCBI's taxonomy places the organism in Eukaryota, Fungi, Ascomycota, Sordariomycetes, Hypocreales, Clavicipitaceae. The record is from the annotation of a GenBank genome assembly.
CAGCUCCCUGCAUUUAUUCAAUAGUCCCCAGUAAACAAUUCAGCUGUGCAUCAUAGCUUCACCAUAAGGCUUAGAGUCAAAAACGCCCUUUUGUUUCCCUAUCGGCUACAGAGCCGGCAAUUGUCUCCGCAUCUACACUAUUACUACAGCAGCCGGCACAAAGCCUAAGUGGGGUUGAGCCAAACGUCUGCCAUGCGGCUCUCUGCGUGACAACUUGACUUUCUUCAUUGCACGCACCGCCAUUCUAUCCCGUGAAUUGCCACCAGAAAAGAAGUAGCAGCCAUGGCAACAACCACAUAUUCCAUUAGACCAGUAGACAAUACACUCAAGGGCAGAUUGGCCUUGGUUACAGGAGCUAGUGGCGGUAUAGGAUCAUCUUGUGCGAGGGCAUUGGCAGCAGAGGGCUGUGAUGUUGCUCUUCACUAUUCUUCCAGCAAGGACAAAGCCGAUGCGUUAGCCACCGAACUCAAGGCGCAGUUUCCAUCACAGCUCUUUGUAACCAUCCCGGCCGACUUAACAGCGCGCGACCAAACACGCAACCUCGUACCAAAUGUGCUCGUGCAUCCCGACGUGCAGGCCAAGCACAAGGCCCUUUCUGUACUGGUUGCCAACGCCGGCAUUGGCCGCCGAAUCCGCGACGUCAAGGACAUUGAAGAAGACGACUGGGAUUCCAUCAUGGAGGUCAAUGCCCGCAGCCAAUUUGUGGUGACCAAGGCUGCGGUUGCCUCUAUGCGCGAACAGGAAUGGGGUCGUGUGAUCCUGGUAGGAAGCAUUUCGAGCCAUGGCGGAGGCUUAAACGGAUGUCACUAUGCUGCGUCCAAGGGUGCCAUGUGCUCCAUGGGGAAGAAUUUGGCGACGAUCCUUGCUGCGGACGGCAUCACCGUUAAUACGGUUUCGCCUGCCAUGAUUCAGGCGACAGGCAUGAUCCCUACGCCGAAGAAUACGACUUGGACGCGCGGCGCAGAUCUCGAGGCCAUGGCCGCGGAGGAUCCCGGCCUGGCCAUUGCUGCCGGGGUGCCUGUCCACCGUUUGGGCAUCCCCGAGGAGGUGGGCAAUGUUAUAGCCAUGUUCGCCAAGACAGGUUAUAUGACGGGCCAAGACGUGUUGAUCACGGGCGGGUUGAAGUAGAACGUAGGCGAGUGACAUGUCUGAAAUGAAAAAAAAUAUCCAGUAAAUUAUCGAUGUAGCGAUUACAAUACUUCUAUACGCCUCCAACAACAAUAACAAACAUUGUGUUUUCCUUUUUC